This is a messenger RNA of Nanorana parkeri, 2039 nucleotides long. Its product is annotated as cationic amino acid transporter 2-like. Gene Ontology annotation, molecular function: amino acid transmembrane transporter activity. Gene Ontology annotation, biological process: transmembrane transport; amino acid transport. Bases 172 to 2022 code for a protein of 616 amino acids. Gene Ontology annotation, cellular component: plasma membrane. The transcript has 12 exons. Lineage: Eukaryota; Metazoa; Chordata; Amphibia; Anura; Dicroglossidae. The record is from RefSeq and is a predicted model, not a curated record.
GACUAGUGGCUGAUGGAGGCGAAUGAUAGGUGGGAGAUUCAAGGAUCUGGAAGGCAAUGUUUGCCUGGAGGGGUCUCUGCUAUGCCAAUGCCAAUGUCUCUUGGAGGACCACUCAUUAUAUGCCAGUGUGGAGGUUUUCUAUACUCAUCUCAUCACAACUGAACAAACACAAUGACACCCUUUGAUGCACUGCGCACAUUUUACCAAAGCCUAACAAGAACAAAGAGAGUGACGUUAGAUACAGCAGAGGGCUCGGGGUUGUGCCGAUGUCUGACCUCUGUGGACCUGGUGGCUCUAGGUGUGGGAAGCACUCUAGGGGCCGGUGUGUACGUCCUAGCCGGAGAAGUGGCCAAAGUGGAUUCUGGGCCGAGCAUCAUCCUAUCCUUCCUGAUUGCAGCCUUGACCUCUGUGCUCGCAGGACUAUGCUAUGCAGAGUUUGGAGCCCGUGUACCGCUCACAGGAUCUGCCUAUCUCUACACCUAUGUGACAGUUGGGGAGCUUUGGGCCUUCAUUACUGGAUGGAACCUGAUACUUUCCUAUGUCAUAGGCACUUCUAGUGUUGCCCGAGCAUGGAGUGCCACGUUCGAUGAGCUGGUUGGAAAGGCAAUAGGAAAUUAUUUCAGAAGGACAAUGCCCAUGGACAUACCAGGGCUGGCUGAAUACCCUGAUAUCUUUGCAGUGUGUCUCAUACUUCUCCUUGCAGGUCUUCUUUCCUUUGGUGUGAAAGAGUCAACCACAGUGAACAAAAUCUUUACAGCCAUCAACAUGAUUGUGCUGGUGUUUGUUAUUAUCAGCGGGUGUGUUAAGGGUGACCUGAGAAACUGGGAGAUCACCCAGGAGGAGCUUGAUGACGCAAUUCACCGCAUGAGUAACCAUUCUGCAGGUGGUAACAUAACCGGUAUCUUUGGAGUCGGUGGAUUCAUGCCAUUUGGCUUUAGUGGAACCAUGGCGGGAGCUGCAACCUGCUUUUAUGCCUUUGUUGGAUUUGACUGCAUUGCCACCACAGGAGAGGAGGUGAAGAACCCACAGAGAGCAAUACCUCUGGGAAUUGUGGUGUCCCUAUCUAUUUGUUUUAUGGCAUAUUUUGGCGUCUCUGCAUCUCUCACGCUCAUGAUGCCCUAUUACCUCUUGGAUUCCCAGAGUCCUUUGCCAGCUGCUUUUGAAUAUGUUGGAUGGAAUGUGGCAAAAUAUGUUGUGGCUGCAGGAUCCCUCUGUGCUUUGACCACAAGUCUCUUGGGAUCUAUGUUCCCUAUGCCCCGGAUUCUCUUUGCGAUGGCCAGAGAUGGUUUGCUCUUUCAGCAACUAUCACGAGUCAGUGGUCGGCAGAGUCCAGUGGUGGCCACAAUGGCCUCAGGAGUAGUAGCAGCUGUCAUGGCUUUCCUGUUUGACCUGAAGGCCUUGGUGGAUAUGAUGUCAAUAGGAACUCUUUUGGCCUACACGUUGGUGUCUUCAUGUGUCAUUCUGCUGAGGUACCAGAUGCUGACAGACACCACACAAGCAACUAAUGGAAGUAUACAGAACCAGGAUGAUAUCACAGAUCCAAGGCCUUCAGCUAUUGGUUCAGCUCGCCCUUCAGUAAUGGUAUCACGGGGUGUAAUGGCAUUAGCGGUCCUGGCAUGUAUUGCGAGUGUGGUAUCUACAAUAUUUUCCCAGAAUAUCCUGUCUGGCGUCCUUUGGUGUAUUAUUCUGGUUGCCUUGGCACUCCUUGGCAUUGUAGUGAUCACCUUCUUAAUCUGGAGGCAACCACAAAACCAGAGCAAAGCAGCAUUCAUGGUUCCGUGUGUGCCAUUCCUACCUGUUCUGAGCAUCCUUGUUAAUAUUUACUUGAUGGUUCAGCUGAGUGCAGACACGUGGCUCCGUUAUGCUGUCUGGAUGGUGCUCGGUUUCGUAAUAUAUUUUGCCUAUGGGAUCCACCACAGUGCAGAACGACUGAACACACCAGUUACUGUACUGCAGACGAUUGAUGAUGCUGCAGAGAAUAUGGGAUCCAAGACACAGUUCUUUGAUGUUCAGCUUGGUUAAUAAACCAUAAAUGCGAC